Ochotona princeps (American pika) is the source of this 1286-nucleotide messenger RNA. RefSeq names its product integrator complex subunit 6-like. Gene Ontology annotation, cellular component: integrator complex. Lineage: Eukaryota; Metazoa; Chordata; Mammalia; Lagomorpha; Ochotonidae. The transcript has 6 exons. The record is from RefSeq and is a predicted model, not a curated record. Gene Ontology annotation, biological process: snRNA 3'-end processing. The coding region runs from base 450 to 1157 and encodes 235 amino acids.
AGUCGUGGCACUACAAUAUUACCAUUCUUGGCUAGGUCGGGAUUUCAGCACCUUGAGAAGGAAAACCCUGUUUUUAGUCUCUCAUUUAGCCCUGGAAGGCAUCCCUCCCCUUAUUUGUCUGUGUUCCCUGUUGGUGGAGCACUAUCCUUGGCUGAGUGCCGGAGACUUUUCUUGAGCUAUCUUGGGGUAGCUGUGCUGAGUGGGACUUUCUGGAAUGUUCUACUGAUCUACCUCACGUCUCUGGAGGGGACUCCUUCCGGAGGUUUUUCCACUUUCUUGGGAACUCUUUUCUUUGGGGCGGAGGGAGAGGGUGCUUCGACCUAGGGCGUGGCUUUCCCUUGGAUGAACCAUCUCACCCCUGUGGACUCUCCACGGGAUCUGGAACACAGCAGCUGGAUUUCUCUGCUGAUUGAGGUGGAUCGCUUCUUUGCUUCUCAACUAUUUUGCAAAUGAUGGCUGGCAAAGGAGAUGAACUUACUGUCCAACUUGAAAGUACCUUGAAACGUCCUAGGGAAAAUCAGAGUCCAAAAGUAUCUAAGAGAAAGCCCAGUGCAUCCCUGCCAUUAACAAAACAGGAAGAAGAGAAAGAAUCCCUCUCUGUGAACUCCUUCAUGUUCAAGGCAGUUGGUUCUACUGUCGUACAUGAUGUCCACAGUAAGAAGAUGGAAAGUCUUCAGUCACCUGCUCAUUCUGUUUCAAAAUCUGCUCCAUCAGAGCCGAUGAAUAUGGUAGAAGAGUAUUUGCUACCCAAGCCACUGCCUUUGGAUGAGUUCACCAGUCCCACCAAAGGUGGGGCGAUACACAAGCCUGGUGGCAAGGCACAUGUAGGAGGAGUCAAUACCAGCAACCUCUCUGCAGAUGAGACAAAAGGUGAAGAAAGGUCCUCUUUGCCAAAAAAUCCAGACAUAGUUAAUGCUGAUAUAAAACAGCAACUAAUGAAGGAAGUUCGACAGUUUGGACGAAAAUAUGAAAAAAUCUUCAAAUUGCUUGAAGGAGUGCAAGGACCUCCAGAGCUCAAGAAACAGUUUGUUGAAUUUACCAUCAAGGAAGCGGCAAGAUUUAAAAGACGAGACUUGAUUAAGCACCUUGAGAAUAUACUAGAAAAGACCAUUGCUGAAUGCUACCUCAACAAAGAUAAUCACUCUCUCGACAAAUAAUCCUGUUACCACAAUAGUUAGUGGGAAAAAAAUGCCAUAUUGCUGUGUGCUAGAAAAAAAGUUGAAUAUUGUUUAUGCCCCUUAGACUAUGUUACUUGACUUUUAAUGUUAUGAAUUUUUGUUAGUAAA